Molecule: messenger RNA, 782 nt
Organism: Cloeon dipterum
Lineage: Eukaryota; Metazoa; Arthropoda; Insecta; Ephemeroptera; Baetidae
Gene: HSPC300
Product: haematopoietic stem/progenitor cell protein 300
Exons: 3
Coding region: 137-367 (76 amino acids)
Biological process (GO): cell motility; regulation of actin polymerization or depolymerization; actin filament organization
Cellular component (GO): SCAR complex
Molecular function (GO): protein-containing complex binding
Source: RefSeq, a predicted model, not a curated record
UUAAGUUGAAGUUCAUUAUUGAAAGUCCGCCCCAAGUUUGUUUACUACCGAAUCCCAAAUCCAUCAAAUUGCCGACUCUUGACAGCCGAUUUCGCCUGAUUUCUGCACGUUCAACGAACGCAAACACCGUAUAGCCAUGGCCCAUGUUCAAAGAGAAGCAAUUCAAAAGCAAAUUCAGCAGGAUUGGGCUAACCGAGAGUACAUCGAAGUUAUCACACAAAGCAUCAAGAAAAUUUCUGACUUCCUCAACUCGUUUGACAUGUCGUGCAGAUCGAGACUAGCAACGUUGAACGAGAAGUUAACAAUUCUGGAGAGGAAAAUUGACUAUUUGGAAGCCAGGGUCACAAAGGGAGAUGCAUUGACGUAAUUGAGUUGAAUAAUUCAUCACACUUAGUACGUUAAGUUAUUGGACUCUCGAUAUCAUCGUUCAUGAAGCAUGCUGAUGCUAAUGUAUAAUACUGGAAGCCUGGACUACAGGAAAACUCUUAUAAUUUAAAAACCUAUUUUAAACUUGAAAAUAAGCGGUUUUACGCCACACAAGCAUUUACUCAUGAGCUAAAUCUUUAUGACAAGAAAAGAGCAAAUUCUAGGAUAUCAUAAACUCAAAUUCACCAAGAAAGUUUAUUAUUCCUUUGUAUCAUCAUCUUGUGUCCAUUAUGUUAAUAUUAACUUUAAUAUCUUUGUAAAAUAAAUAAUUCCUAAAUAUUCCUACGACUGUUAUUUAAUAUGUUCUAAGAAAAUGAAAUAAAACUUGUGACAGUAUGAAUAAGAUAACUACUUAA